Messenger RNA from Laccaria bicolor S238N-H82, 528 nucleotides. RefSeq lists its product as uncharacterized. Bases 1 to 528 code for a protein of 175 amino acids. Lineage: Eukaryota; Fungi; Basidiomycota; Agaricomycetes; Agaricales; Hydnangiaceae. The transcript has a single exon. The record is from RefSeq and is a predicted model, not a curated record. Gene Ontology annotation, molecular function: 2',3'-cyclic-nucleotide 3'-phosphodiesterase activity. Gene Ontology annotation, biological process: cyclic nucleotide metabolic process.
AUGACUUUGCGGCAGGAGCAGCCUCACUCGCCAACUUCCUAUCCUCAAUUUGCACCACAUAUCACAUUGGGCUCGUUCUCCCAUCUCAGAUUGUCCGAAAUACGAGCCUCCAUCCCUGUAUCCCAACCUCCCCUCCAGAUCAGAUUUGACGACAUCCAAGUCGGAUCGCACUACUUUAGAUCGGUUUAUAUCUCAAUCAAACUCACCCCCGAGCUAAUCGUUUUGCACGAUGAAGUCCAUUCAUCGCUCGGCGUUGAGCCUCGAACUCCCGCAUAUCCACAUCUCUCCUUGUGUUACAUCGAUGACAAGGAUGCAGAGGAAGGAGAGCGGGAGAAAUUCGCGAGAGAUACCCACGACUCUGGCUACAUCAGAUACGAGCCUUCGGAUGGUAGCUUGAGUAUAUGUUCUAGUUCAUCCAGUGAGGAGGAUUGGAUUACUGAAUUCACUUCUUCCGAAAUAUGGAUAGCGCAAUGUGAUGGACCUGUAGCGGAAUGGUCAGUGAUAGAGAAGAUACCUCUUCUUACAUGA